AACACAACUAACCGUGGUUAAAUAUAACCUGGCAGAACAUGUCAUCCUAACUCAGUGACAGUCAGAUGCCGAUGACCGGCGCACGCGCAGACUAUAUUAAGAUGGCGUAUUUCAGGCUAUUUUUGUUUUUAUUCCUCAUUGGCAUAGUGAAAAGUCAAGGGCCGAAUCCCUUAGUGCGUGUAGCCAGUGGUAUUUUGCAGGGCACAUGGAAGGUUUCCACAAACGGAAGGAAUUAUGCAAGCUUCCUUGGAAUACCCUAUGCCAAACCUCCGGUUGGAAAAUAUAGGUUUAGGGAGCCGCAACCUGUGAAACCCUGGGCAGGAGUGUGGGAUGCCACGCGAGCUUUAUCUGAUUGCCUACAAUAUGACCCCUUCCGAAGGAAUAUUGCAGGUAGCGAAGACUGUCUCUUCAUAAACGUCAACACUCCAAACCCAAAUGCUGGCGCCUUAAUGCCGGUGGUUAUCUUCAUCCAUGGUGGCGCCUUCAUGUAUGGAGGGGGAGGAGGUUACAGUGCUGUGCAUUUGAUGGAUAGAGAUAUGGUCUUUGUGACGUUGAAUUAUCGAUUGGGACCUUUAGGUUUCCUGAGCACGGAAGAUGAGGUGAUACCCGGCAACGCUGGUCUGAAAGAUCAGGCCUUGGCCUUGAAGUGGAUUCACGAUAACAUCAUGAUGUUUGGUGGAAACCCUCACAGCGUCACUCUCACUGGCUGCUCAGCUGGGGGUGCUAGUGUGCACUACCAAUAUCUGACACCACUUUCUAAAGGUACUUUCCACCGAGGCAUAGCAUUCAGUGGUUCAGCGUUCUCAUCAUGGACGUACGCUGUCAAACCUGCGCAGAAGGCCAAAGCACUGGCCGCCAUUGUCGGCUGUCCUACCACCACCACUCGUGAAAUGGCCGAGUGCCUCAAAUACCGACCCGGGGAAGUCAUAGUCAACGCGCAAAUUGAGAUGUUUGAUUGGAAACUCCAUUGGUUCACUCCGUUCACGCCAACAGUGGAAGCUCCAGGAACAAGAGAUCCCUUUCUGUCUCAGUAUCCUUACAUCGCAAGCCAAGCUGGCGCUAUGCACCCUCUCCCACUUAUAACUUCCGUGACGUCUGAAGAAGGACUGUAUCCUGCUGCGUCAUACCAAACAGACCCAACCAUUCUACCAGAACUAGAGUCAAGAUGGGAACAUCUCGCUAGCAAUAUUUUCGAGUACAACGACACUUUGCCACUCUACUUGCGCGCAACUGUUGCCCAAAAGAUUAAGGAGAAAUACUUGGGUGGUAAACCUGUGGGGCAGGACACGUUCGCGGGACUUGUUCAAGCCCUCGGGGAUCGCAUAUUCCUGGUGGGUGUCGGCAAACUAGCUCAAAUACAUGCUCAAAGAUCCGGUAAACCGACGUACCUCUACCGCUACUCCUACCGCGCGGAAAACAGCUUGUCCGAUCUAUUGAGCCAAAGCAACAUAGACUAUGGGGUGAGCCACGCGGAUGAUAUUCUACUGCUGCUGGUCCAGUUCCCAUCAGACCAGCCCCGUCCAGCAGACCAGCAAAUGAGAGAAGCUCUUAUAGAUAUGAUCUACAGUUAUGCCAAUACAGGCGUUCCAAGAAUCCCAAACGGUCCCGAAUGGUCACCAGUGCGGCCGGGACAAGCUGAGCUGGACUACCUUGAGAUAACCGGACCUAAGAGCAUGGAGAUGAAGACCAGCGCAGACUUCGGGAACAGAGCGUUCUGGGACAGCCUCGGCUUCAACGAGAAUGAAAACUAUCGUGUGAAUAUAAGAGAUGAAUUGUAGUUUUUUUGGUACCAAAAUUAUUCAACAGUGUAGGCUACACACACGCGCCAGUGACCGCAGCGACGCGCGACGGUAACGGAACGUCAGAUUGGACAAGGAACUGUGAUGCACGCCGCUGGACCUGGCACGUUUCCUGUCCAAACUUCAUGUCUUGUGUUCAAGAUCAAGGCCUUCUGGACAAUAAAUACUUGUUGGUUACUAUCUGAUGCCCGCGACUUCGUUCGCGUAGAUUUAGUUUUUAAAAAUCCCGUGGGAACUGUUUAUUUUGCGAGAUAAAAAGUUGCCUAUUCUCUAAUCCAUGAAAAAAACCACAUCGUUCCGUUGCACCGUUGCGGGGAUUGAAGGACAAACCAACAAACAAACACACUUUUGCAUUUAUUAACAUCGCCAUUUAUUUUGUGCCCUGGAUUCUAGGCACUUAGUAAAUUGGCAGAAUCAAAGUUACAUUGUUGGGUUAGUAGAGUACCUAUCAGAAAUAAAUCAUUUGUCGAAAAAAAUUCUGUCACACACACUCUGUGAACAUCAGAUGCGUACCUACGACCAAACCAGUAAAAUUAUUAUAUGCGGCCGGCCUAAAGGCAAGUACGUAGGUAGGUACCAACUCUUAGCAAUGCCAAGAAGUCUACCCAACAAUGAGCUAACUUGAUCCUGCCUAUUUUCUUAGAUGAUAUCAUUAAGUUUAGUAAUUUGAAUCUACAUGAAUGUUAAUUUUGUAACCCUUUAGGAUUUAGUUAGCUAAGAUAGCACAAAGUAUCUACAUAUAACUUGUGUGAUGUUAUUCUGAAACUUUACCUAAUUAUGUAUGCAAAACUUCAGUGAAUACUUGUUAUUAAGUACCUACUUAUGUAAAUCUAUUUGAACAUGUUUACAACGUAAUUUUUUGAAGGCUUGAGAAAGCCUAAUUUCAUAUUUUACAAUAUUAUUAUAAUCAUAUCAAAAAUAGAGUGACAAGUGAAAUCUUAUAUUGAUUUGGUGUCUAAGAAAUAUCCAUUUACUAUAAAACACUAUUAAAAAUGUUUAGAUGUUAGAUUAUUUUCAUUAUUUUCCAAGUCACAGAAUCUUAGUAUUUUUUUUAAGGAAUUGUGGCAUGUAUAAUUAUUAUGAUUAGUGAAAUAAAAAUCAAUUUAUAAGUUAGUACAUAUUUUAUUUUAUACCAUUUCAUUCCAUGAAAAACCUAUCCUUAAUUAGGUACACUUCCCCUAUAAUAACUAUAAUAUUAGUAGUUUAGAAUAAUAAAAGCAACUGUUUAAAAUUUAAAAAAGCUAAAUUUUUGUAUUUUUUUAACAAACAAGAAAAAAAUGCAUUCUGAAAAGAAAACUAUUAUGUAUUUUAACAGGUAAUUCUCUAUAUUUAGGUAUUUAUAAAAAAAAUGAAAAUACAAAAGCAAUUCCAAACAAAUAAAUAAAAAUAUUAGCAUUAAAAAUAGCUAUGGAAGUACCUACACAGUAAACAUACAUAAACUAAUUUACAUAAGUAUGCUCAAACACACACAUUUAAAUAAAUUGCUUAAACAUUACCAACACAACAAACUCAGACUUUUAUAAAAAAAAUAGUACUAACAAACACAUCUAGACAAUAAAAUCUGUUUUUAGUGUUAGUUUCAUUGUUUUAUUACAAAAUUGAUAAGUACCCACAUAUUUGGAAAAGUUAUAAAAUUAAUUUACAUGGAAUUAUAAAUUCUUUUUAUACUAGACUAUUUUUUUAUUUGACAAUAGUAUUUUUUUUAAUUAAUACACUUUACAAAAUUAUAAAGCUGUGCUGUGUGCUUUGCCAAAAAGUGCAAAUUUAGAAAUGAAAUUAUUAUUUUAACACCUAUAGUAAGCCAAUUAUAUGUAUUUUUAAUGUUUCUUUUGAAACUUAAGUUUAAAUAAAACAAAUAAGCAGUAUAAGCAGUUUCUGGAACUCACUAAAAGUUUUCAACAGUAUUUAGAUCAUGUUCAAAAUUACUUUCCAACCCCUGACCUAGGACAACAAAAAUUCCAGAUAAUCCGAUUACUAAUGUGUUAAAAUGAUAAUUUAUGUUAAUUAAAUCUUUUUGAGUCAACAUCAGGACAUUAUUGUGAAAUUCAACAAUGAAUCACAGCGUUACAUCAGCAUAUGAAUUAAAUUUAAUCAACAAUGUGAUUAGACAAGCUUACAAAUGGAUGUAGGUUACAAAAAUAGAUAUAUGCAAUAAUCAGUGGCAUUCACUUCAUACAAGCAAUAAGGCACUCGCCUACACUUUAAAAUUCCAUUAAAAUAAUACAAGCCAUUUUUUUCGUUCCUAUAAUUCAGGCAGAAA
Messenger RNA from Maniola jurtina (meadow brown), 4059 nucleotides. RefSeq names its product venom carboxylesterase-6-like. The transcript has 11 exons. The coding region runs from base 66 to 1778 and encodes 570 amino acids. The record is from RefSeq and is a predicted model, not a curated record. Lineage: Eukaryota; Metazoa; Arthropoda; Insecta; Lepidoptera; Nymphalidae.